CCCAAAUCGAAGAAUGAUGACGGCACGACGAUCGGGGCGGAGGCUGAAAUCAAAAACCCUAAGUAUUAACAAUUCUCGGAGUUCAACGAAGUCGAUGCCGGAGCUUCCAAAGGAUUUGGUAGAGGAGAUACUCUGUCGCGUUCCGGCGACAUCUCUGAAUCGGUUACGAACUACUUGCAAAGCCUGGAAUCGAUUGCUCGAAGAUGAUCGGAGAUUCGCGAGGAAGCAUUUGGAUGAAGCCGCGAAGGAGUUUCUCCCUCUCAUGUUAACCAAGGACUAUGAGGUUCAUUCGUUUAGCGUCAAUCCCCGUGUACGUGAUCCAUCUAUCGAGUGGAAAGGAGAGCUUAAACUACUCAAUCGGCGUUCGAAGUUCAUCGAUUGCGUCUUUCACUGCGACGGCUUGCUGCUAUGCACCUCCGAAGAGAACGAAUCUAGAAUCGUGGUUUGGAACCCUUUCACCCGUCAAACCAGGUUGAUCGAUGUCGGUCUCAAGAUGAGAGGCUUCAUUUUCAAUCUCGGCUACUCGCAGGACAACGAAGCUUCUUCCGCUCCAGCUCCAGGCUGGGACCUUGAAAUCCUUAGUCCCAGCGUCUCUUUAAAGGGAAACAUUUACCGGUUUGCUACUGAUGAAAAAGGAAUCAAAUCUUUGCUUAAGUUUGAUUUUUCUACUGAGAAAUCUGAACCUGUGCCUCUUCCCUAUCAGUGUGAUCGUUAUGGUGCCACGAUUCUUUCCGCUGUUAGAGAUGAGAAGCUUUCCGUGUUACUACAGAAGCAGGGAAAGGGUUCCAAGACUGAGAUAUGGGUGACAAAUGAGAUUCAUGACACCAAAGCUGUGUUCUGGACCAAGGUCUUAGCAUUGGAUUUGGAAAGUAAUCUUCAAAUAAAUGAUCUUGGAAGUUUCUUGCUCGACGAAGAUACGAAAGUCGUUCAAAUUUGUCAGAGAUGGUUCGACGAAGACGAGGACGACGAUCCAUAUAACAUUGACAUGCUCUACGUUUUUGGGGAGGAUACAGAAGCUAUAUUAACCGUUGAUGAAGUACCUGAUAUAACAGAAUGUUGGCCAGCAGUUACUCAUUAUGUUCCAAGUUUUGUUCAUAUCAAGCGUCUUGGAGGCAAAAGGAAAAGAGGUGGCUAAAUAAGCUCUUCAUCUAUUCUCCUUUUUUUUUUCUCUCUCUCUCUUUAGAUUAACUUGGUUAUGUUCUUUCAAGCUUUUCUUGUUCAAUGAAACUUUGCUUUUGUUUUUCUGGGCAUCAAAGUUGAAAAACAUAAAAUGGUCUCUCAUGGAAUACUCUUUUGAUUGUAGUUUAAGUGUUUUCAACCUAAAGGUAAGCAGAUAAGUCUAUUGAUAAAA
Capsella rubella is the source of this 1351-nucleotide messenger RNA. RefSeq names its product F-box protein ETP2. Bases 14 to 1135 code for a protein of 373 amino acids. Gene Ontology annotation, molecular function: protein binding. The record is from RefSeq and is a predicted model, not a curated record. NCBI's taxonomy places the organism in Eukaryota, Viridiplantae, Streptophyta, Magnoliopsida, Brassicales, Brassicaceae. The transcript is spliced from 2 exons.